Symbiodinium pilosum is the source of this 264-nucleotide messenger RNA. NCBI's taxonomy places the organism in Eukaryota, Dinophyceae, Suessiales, Symbiodiniaceae. The record is from the annotation of a GenBank genome assembly.
GUGUCGAAGCAUAGCACCCCUGAAGACUGCUGGGUGGUGCUCUACGGACGGGUCUACGACCUGACGAAGUUCGCUCUGGGUCACGUAGGCGGAAGCAAGCUGAUCACAGACCUGGCCGGCAAGGACGGUACAAGCGUAUUCGAGGCUUCGCACGGCGAAAACGUGCUGAACAGCAUCCGAAACGAGUGCUGCCUCGGAGAGGUAGAUGAGAGUACCGUCCUCGAGGAGCAUCGGGUGACGGCAUCGCUCCGCGCGCGCGCAUAG